Molecule: messenger RNA, 756 nt
Organism: Malassezia globosa CBS 7966
Lineage: Eukaryota; Fungi; Basidiomycota; Malasseziomycetes; Malasseziales; Malasseziaceae
Exons: 2
Coding region: 1-756 (251 amino acids)
Biological process (GO): translation
Cellular component (GO): cytosolic small ribosomal subunit; ribosome
Molecular function (GO): structural constituent of ribosome; RNA binding
Source: RefSeq, a predicted model, not a curated record
AUGGCUGAGCGUGGACGUGGUGGUUUCGGACGUGACCGUGGACGCGGUGGCCGCGGUCGUCGCGGCGCUCGCAAGGACGAGAAGGAAGAGUGGGUGCCUGUGACGUCGCUUGGUCGUCUCGUGAAGGAUGGCAAGAUCAAGUCGAUGGAAGAGAUCUACCUGUUCUCGCUCCCCAUUAAGGAGUACCAGGUGGUGGAUAUCCUGCUGCCGAAGCUCACCGACGAGGUGAUGAAGAUCACACCUGUGCAGAAGCAGACGCGUGCCGGUCAGCGCACUCGUUUCAAGGCCUUUGUGGCCAUUGGUGACUCGGACGGCCAUCUCGGUCUGGGUGUCAAGUGCGCCAAGGAAGUGGCCUCUGCCAUCCGUGGCGCCAUGAUUAUGGCCAAGAUCUCGAUCAUUCCCGUGCGUCGUGGCUACUGGGGUAGCGCGCUCGGUAAGCCACACACGGUGCCGGCCAAGGUGUCGGGCAAGUCUGCCUCGGUCAUGUGCCGUCUGGUGCCAGCUCCUCGUGGUAUUGGUAUUGUGGCUGCACCUGCGCCUAAGCGCCUGCUCCAGCUCGCUGGUAUUGAUGACGUGUACACACAGUCCAAGGGCCAGACGGCUACGAUGGGCAACUUCCUGAAGGCCACGUUCGAGGCCGUCGCCAAGACGUACGCGAUCCUUACGCCAAACCUCUGGGAGGAGGUGCCUGUCCCUCCAACGCCAUACGUCGAGCACGCCACGCACCUUGCUCGCGCUGGCAAGAAGCUUCAUUAA